Adineta steineri is the source of this 828-nucleotide messenger RNA. The record is from the annotation of a GenBank genome assembly. NCBI's taxonomy places the organism in Eukaryota, Metazoa, Rotifera, Eurotatoria, Adinetida, Adinetidae.
AUGCUACAAACAAAAGAUCCAACAAAUUUUCGAGUAUAUGUCGAACAACCAACAAAAGAUGAUGGUAUUAUUGCUCAACGAGUAUUUAAUACCUAUAAACAAAUGCAUACGCAUCAAUGUGUCGAUUUUGUUCGAAAACAAUAUGAUCGUUGGUUAAAAUUUGAUCAUACACGUUUACCAAUGUAUGAAGUUUUGGAAAAAUUAAAUGCAGUUGUUGAUGAAAGUGAUCCGGAUGUUGAUGUACCAAAUAUCUAUCACGCAUUUCAAACAGCUGAAGGUCUACGUAAAGAAUAUCCGGAUCAAGAUUGGCUUCAUUUAACUGGUCUUAUACAUGAUUGUGGAAAAUUUUUAGCUCUCUAUGAUGAACCACAAUGGUGUGUUGUUGGCGAUACAUUUCCUGUUGGUUGUCAAUUUAGCGAUAAAAUUGUUUAUCGUACAUCAACAUAUGAAAAUAAUCCUGAUUUAAAUGAUGAUAUAUAUUCAACUAAAUAUGGCAUGUACUCGCCAAAUUGUGGUCUUGAAAAAUGUAUGAUGUCAUGGGGACAUGAUGAAUAUCUUUAUCGGGUUUUGAAGAAUCAUUCAACAUGUACAUUACCUGAUGAAGCUUUAUAUAUCAUACGAUAUCAUUCAUUUUAUCCUUGGCAUACAGGCAAUGAUUAUAUGUAUUUAUGUAAUGAAAAAGAUCUUGAUAUGUUAGAAUGGGUUCGUCGUUUUCAAAAAUUUGAUUUAUAUACAAAAGAUGAUCAUGAUUUACCAAAUAUUGAUGAACUUAAACCAUAUUAUUUAUCAUUAAUUGAUAAAUAUAUUCCAGGCAUUCUUGCUUGGUAA